AACCCGGGUUGCCCAAUCAGUGGUCAGGUGACUGGCUGCUCCGAAAAUCAGCGGAGUGUUUUGAGUUCUGAGUGAGAAGAAGUUUAUCUACACGGGAGACGGAGCGGACAAGUGGGAUAUUUGUGGAGUUUAUCGGUGUUUUGGAGCUGUUAUACGGAGUUGUUCAGUGCUGGACUUUAACUGAGCGCUGUUCGGGGCUCUUACUGGAUGUUUUAUAGUUAUAAAGGCUGGCGGUUUGCGGAGAGAGAAAGAGACAGAGCGAGGUUUCGGUUUUAAAGAGCCGGAGUGAAGCGGUGGGACACGGUCUGUUUACCAGCGAAAACUCUGACUUUAAAACCGGACUGGAGGAAAUUUGUGAUCGAUAAGUACACCAUAAACAGGACAUGUACCGUAGACAAUUCUAAAAACAUUAGAGAAAGAUUUUUAGUGGUUUAAAAGGAGUUUAAAGUGUCUUUGAGCGUGGUGUGGUCUAUCACUGAGAGGAACCUAGGUUAGGUUAGCAAGGUUAGCUAACUAAACCAGGCUUUAAGGCAUUUAAAUGGUUAUUGGAGCUGUCAUGGCUUCACUACAAAACUUAUUUUAAAAUUUUAAUAUAGUGCAUAUUGUAUCAGAUUACUGGUGCUUGUGUCUACAUUUUAAGGAUAAAACUAGAUAAACCUGUAAAUUAUAAUAAUUCCAUAACAAAAAACAACAGUGAAGUUAUUUUUGGUGAUGUGGUUUUAUAUUUGAAUCAGUUUAACCAGGUAAAGUCUAAAUUAGAUUUGGUUCAGUGUUAACCAAAUAACCUACCUUUACUACAAAAGGUAAGCUAAUAUUGUAACUUAAUAUAAUUUAUCUAAACAGUUCAGAGUAUAUAGUUAGCCAAAUUAAUGGAACCAACAGCCUUUGUUUAUACAGCUGUGGAAAAAAAUUAAGAGAUCACUCCAGUUUCUAAAUCAGUUUCUCUGAGUUUGCUAUUUAUUUAUUAUUAAUAGGUAUUAUUUAGAGCAUUUAUUUGCAGAAAAUGAGAAAUGGCUGAAGUAACAAAAAACGAUGCCAAGCUUUCAGACCUUAAAUAAUGUAAAGAAAACAUCAUAUUCAUACAAUUUUAAGAGUUCAGAAAUCAAUAUUUGGUCGAAUAAUCCUGGUUUUAAUCACAGUUUUUAUGCAUCUUGGCAUGUUCUCCACCAGUCUUACACACUGCUUUUGGAUAACCUUAUGCCACUCCUGGUGCAAAAAUUCAAGCAGUUUAGCUUGGUGUGAUGGCUUGUGAUCAUCCAUCUCCCUCUUGAUUAUAUUCCAGAGGUGUUCAAUUUGGUAAAAUCAAAGAAACUCAUAAUUUUUUAAGUGGUCUCUAAUUUUUUUCCUUGAGCUAAAUAUAGGCGAUAUAGGGGUAUAAAGUACUAGAGACAGACUUGAGUAAAAGCACAUGUGCUCUAUCAAAAAACUGAAUUGAGUAGAAGUGCUUCUUUAGGCACCAAACUUAAGUGAAAGUACUAAUAUAUUUAAAGUUUCUAAGCCUUUUCUAAAAUAUGCUGUUCUGAAAGUAAAAGUACAGUACUGUGUUCUGUAGUAAUUACAAAAAGCAGUGAAAAAAAGAGCAAAAGGCAGAACGGGAGCAGAGUGGUUGUCUUAUGAGGUCAUCAUGAUCUCUUAAUUCACUCAAUGGUGAGCAGCUUCAUCAAGCCUGUUGACAGUGCAGAGCAUCUAUCGCUCUGGCAGUAAUAAUGUGAGUUUGGAAUAAUUUAACAAGUAACGAUGUCACAAAUAAAAAAAAAAUCACCGGAGUAAAAUUAUAAAACUUACAAAAAAUAUGUAGUGGAGUAAAAGUGGAAGUAUGAGAAAAAAAGAAUACUGUAAUAGAUACAGAUGUAGCAUUGUACUAUACCUGAGUACAGUAGGGAAGUAGCUCUACUUCUUUACUAUACAUCUCUGGUUAUUGAGUUUUGUACCUAGUAGAAACAACUCGUCAGUAGUUUCAGGCUAGGUUACACAAAAGAUAGUAGCCUCCAGCGACUGGACCUGUCACCUGUUUACAGUAAAUUUCCCUGAUGGCUUUGGGACCAUGCAGUCUAGAUCUACAAAAACGGCGUGUGGAGCUUGUGAGGGACUGGAGCAAACACAUAAGCUCCCUUCUGGACCUCCUCUUCAAUAUGGGAACAGUGACCGAGGAGGACCUCAGCCUUAUAAGAGGUGGGGGACAUACAGGGGAGCUGGACUGCAUGAGGACGCUUCUGGAUGUUCUACAAGGCAGAGGAGAGGAGGCAUGCCGUGCCUUCCAGUUUGUGUUGUCCAACUUCAAGACUUCGACUGCCAGUGAAACUGGAAAAGCCAAGCUCUUCCCGCAGAACACACAUAACAUGCAGAAAGUACUUAAGGAAGGUCUCCAGAAACACAAGGACAUCCUAGCUAAGCACCAUGGUCCAGUAUUAUCCAGCUACCUCAGCUCUGCUAGACAAACCUCCAGAUCUGCUGAGGUGGACACUUUCACAGACAUCACUUUCUGUAGGCAGGUGGGAUACCCAGUGCCACUGCAGUACCAACACGAGGCAACUGUGGUCGGGGAUUCUUUCAGAGCAAGCAGAGAUGAAGCUAAAAGAAGGGGUCAGACCUGUGCUUUUAGAGAAUUGUACCAGAGUCUGCUUUGUGUCUCAGAGGAUGGCGUGGCACUGCUUUCAGGGGUCGCUGGAAGCGGCAAAACUACAGUGAUUAAGCGUCUAGUUCAACAGUGGGCUGCAGAUGUAGAUGCACAAAAAAUCGUCCUGUCCAUGUCUUUCCGUGAACUAAGCUUGAUUACUGAGCCCCAGAGCCUGCAAGGACUUCUGUCGGAUCAUUAUAGCCAUUUAAAACCUGUCCUACCAGAGUUAUUGACUUCAACCCAGGGCCAGGUUGUGCUUAUCCUGGAUGGGCUUGAUGAGUUCUGUUUCCCUUUGGACUUUGAACGCACCCCUAAAUGCUCAGACCCUGAGCGGGAACUGUCUGUGGGUGCUCUGGUAGUGAACCUGAUAAAGGGCAACCUCUUGCCUGGCACUUCAAUUCUCCUCACUUCCCGUCCCCAUGCUGUUGCCAAAGUACCCCAGCUGCUGGUCAGGCAGUUCUACAGUGUGUUAGGGUUUUCCCCAGCUCAACAGAAGCAGUACUUUGAGCAGAACUGCAGCUCCAGCCAAGCUGCAGCUACAGUGUGGAGUUUUGUGUCCUCCCACAAACCAAUUCAGCUUAUGUGCCACAUCCCUGCCUUCUGCUGGAUUGUCUCCACGGCUUUGCACGAAGGCACUUCUUGCCUCUUUUUUGACACUGUACAGACGGGUGCUGCAUCACAAGAAAAUGGAAGUGACAGCACUAAGGAAGUAAGUGGUGCUGAAUGCUCUGAUCAGUCCUCAUCUGAUCCUAAUGCAUUGUUGGCAAAUGGUCCGGCUGCUCAGAGUGUCUGCAGGCCAACCACUGUCACUGAGAUCUACUGCUGCUUCCUUAAAUCCAUCGUGGUCUUCCAUGUGGGUGGAUGCAUGGAGGGCAUGCACCUCAACAGGCUUCAGGAUGCCCCUCGUGUCUUAAGGGAGAACAAAGGCAUGCUCAGGUGUCUCGGCGCCUUGGCCUUCAGAGGCCUGCUGGAGAGGCGAUUUGUCUUUGACCUCUCGGACCUAAGCUCGUUCUCACUGGACAGCUGUGAGCUAACACAAGCGUUCACAGUGGAAGUCCUUAAAGAGGACAAAGCUUCUCUCACUUACGAGAAGAGCUUCCAUUUCAUUCACACCAGUGUGCAGGAGUUCCUAGCUGCACUUUAUUAUGUGCUGGAAUCAUUCUCAGGGUCGGAUCCAUUCUCAGGACUUAAGCCAGCAGUGCCAGCAUUGCACAAGCAUCUGAUGUCUUUUGUUAACAAGCUGCGACGGCCAAAACGAGUCUUACACAAAAGAGUCAAGAAAGCUUUCCGUUGUGGAGAGAGUCAUCAGUCUGGACACAUGGACCUCUUCUGCAGGUUCGUGUCUGGCCUUUUCGUCCCUAAGACCCGCUUCAUCUUGGAUGGUCUUUUCUCUGGCGAGCACAGGCCUCGACUGGCCUCGUGCAUGAAUUUGCCCUCUGUGACCCCUCCAUUCGUUGUGAAGUUGCUACGUUCACAGCUUCACAGCUCCAGCCUCAGCCCAGAGAGGCAGCUGAACAUAUGCCACUGCCUUUACGAGGCUCAAGACUCCGAGCUGUCCCUGCAUCUCCAGCACUGGCUGACUGUUCUUUCCCAGCAGACAUCAGGACAGUGUGCUUUACUGAACAGAGACUGGAGUGAGCUGGCUUUUCUGCUGCAGCUCUGCCCAGAUCUGCAGCAGCUGAAACUGGAUGCUCAGGAGCUGGAUGCUGUAGGACUACGCAGACUGCUGCCUGUUCUUCCCCUCUUCUCCACUCUCAGUCUUGCACAGAAUCCUCUUGGUCCAGAGGGAGCAGAGGUGCUAUCUUUGGCACUGCGCAGUCCAGAUUGUCAAAUUGAGCAUCUGUGGGUGGUAUCAACAGACCUGGGCUGUGAGGGAUUCAGAAACUUGGCAGAGGGACUUAAAGACAAUCGAACAGUGUUUGAUCUCCGGAUGGCAAUAAAUCAUAUUGGUGACACUGGAGCUGCCUGCCUUGCUGAACUAUUGAAGACUAAUCGCACUCUGAGAGAUAUCAGACUCAGAGAUAAUUUAGUGACUGACAGCGGGGCAGAACUUCUGAUGGAAGCCCUAACGGAGAACACCACCUUAGAAUACCUCUGGCUGUUUGACAACAAGCUUUCCAAGGAGUGUGUUCAGAAGCUGAAAGAAUUUUCAAAGAGCAGAUCCACACUUGACAUUAAAGUCUGUUUCUGAAUCGCACCCAGGAACACAUUUCAUAUGUGGGACUAGUAUUAGUAAUAUUACUGAGACAUGCUUUUCUUGUAUUAUGUGUGGGUCAUAAAUUGGUGAGAGGGCAUAUGUGCAACUAAUAAUGGAUUUUAUGUUACGUUUUUCUUCCUUUUACAAAGAGGCACAUUACGGUUUAAACAAAAAAAAUAUUUUUAUGUAAAUUAAAGAUUUUAUUCUUUUAUGAAUUGAAUAUGUAGCCAUAAGACCAAGUUAUUAUGAAAUCACCAUUGUUUUAAAUGGAAGAAUAUGCAGGGGUCUCAAUAGGGCUAGAUAACCAAACUGUUCAUGCACAUUCUUGGUAUUCUGAGGCUUUGAACAAUGUCUGCAUCAAUUCAUCUGCAUCACAUGCAGGGGAGAGAAGGGAAAAGUAAAUACUGAUUUUUUAAUGUGCUGUCAUGUGAUUUUAAGAUUUACUAUGGGGAAAUAACUGACCUUUCUUAUAUGUUGCUUUUCACCCCACCAUUCCUUUCAGCCAACCAAAUCAAAACUUUUGGCUACUGUGGACAAGGCUACAUUUCUACUGGGAAUUCUCAGUAUUCAUUUUUUAGAUUGUAAUACCUUAUACAUUAUCUUCUGUGGUCUAACUGUCACAGUGAAACUGUGAUUUAAAUCUAUUUAUUUUCAGAUUAUACUUUUGUAAUGUUUAUAUACAAUAAAGUGUUGUAUGUUUUCAGUUUUUA
This is a messenger RNA of Astyanax mexicanus (Mexican tetra), 5524 nucleotides long. Its product is annotated as NLR family CARD domain-containing protein 3. The transcript has 7 exons. The record is from RefSeq and is a predicted model, not a curated record. The coding region runs from base 2031 to 4808 and encodes 925 amino acids. Gene Ontology annotation, biological process: regulation of apoptotic process. Gene Ontology annotation, molecular function: protein binding. Lineage: Eukaryota; Metazoa; Chordata; Actinopteri; Characiformes; Acestrorhamphidae.